AUGUCCCGUACCGCAUCUCGGUCCAGCGAGGACGAAAAUCAAUCUUCCAGCUCAUUACCGGUGAUUCCUGUCGAGGGCGAAGCGCUGGUGCAAUCGCUGGCCGAAACCGAAUCGCAUCUCCCGGCUCCAAUCGACAUCAACGUGACUCGGGCGCUACAGAUCUCGCUUCCCCAGCUCAGCUGGCUCCAUUACGACCUUGUGCCAUCUCGGCUCAAGCUGGCCAACGUGGCCGGCCAGACAGUGAUUCUGAGUGCACGGUGGGAACGCACCAGCGGUCCGCCGACCGUGGCCGGAGGUCCCCUGUCCGGACGAUAUGUCUUUUCGCAGUUGCACUUCCACUGGGGCGCCACGGCCCUCGAUGGAAGCGAACACACCGUCGACGGUGACCGGUUGCCUCUGGAACUACACUUAGUGCACUAUAAUGAGCGGUUCGACAGCCAAGACGCCGCCCGGCUCGUCCCUGGCGGGAUCCUGUGUGUGGUGUACUUCUUUAAGCUCAGCCCAACCCCGAAUCGGUUCCUCGCGCCGCUCCUCAAGGCGCUGACAGCCGUGCUGCUACCCGAUUCAGGCACGAACCUCAAGCCAUUCCCGUUGUGUGACCUGUUCCACCCGUUCACCGAUGAGUACUUUGUGUACUGGGGCAGCUUGGACAGCGGCACCGUGCGAACGCCCCUUCUGUGGAUGCUCUCGCGAAGACAGGAAUCGAUCGAGUUUCGACAGUUGAAGAAGUUCAAUCGGCUGCUAGACAAUCGAUUGUGGCGACUUGAGGACCAGCCGCCGAACCGGGCGCCAUCAGCUGUCUUGCCUGCCCAGGGUCGGCAUCUGUUCCACGCGAACCCACGCACUCCGAUGGUGGUCUCAACGUUGGCCAUGGACCCACCGGAAAAGUACAUCCAGGCUACGGCCGGUACGGUAGCGCACUGA
Anopheles bellator is the source of this 924-nucleotide messenger RNA. Its product is annotated as carbonic anhydrase-like. Gene Ontology annotation, cellular component: cytoplasm. Gene Ontology annotation, molecular function: carbonate dehydratase activity; zinc ion binding. The record is from RefSeq and is a predicted model, not a curated record. The transcript has a single exon. Lineage: Eukaryota; Metazoa; Arthropoda; Insecta; Diptera; Culicidae. The coding region runs from base 1 to 924 and encodes 307 amino acids.